Molecule: messenger RNA, 572 nt
Organism: Camellia sinensis
Lineage: Eukaryota; Viridiplantae; Streptophyta; Magnoliopsida; Ericales; Theaceae
Source: RefSeq, a predicted model, not a curated record
GAUUGCUGGGUUAUGAAUGUUGUUCUUGUUAGUGGUUUCAAUACAUUGCCUGUUAUUUAUGACUGUGGGCUCGUAGGAGUUAUGCAUGACAGGUGUGAGCCAUUUGAUACUUAUCCAAGAACAUAUGACCUGUUGAACACAGUGGGACUCUUCUCUAUAGAGGAAAAAAGAGUGUUGUGGGAAUUAUACUUGGAGGGGUGGAGCUGGUACUCACCUUUUUACCCUCUUACAAAGAAGAGAGCAAAACCAGCUGUUCCUUUAGGAGCAAAUUAUCACCUGAUUUGGCUUCCAUAGUUUGAUGCAGGCAUCCGGACCAAUGAAGAUGACAGAUUCUAUGCUACAUCAACUGGGUUCAGUGAAUUUAGCAGCAAGGACAAGACAUUAAAUUAAAUCAAAACUCAUGGGGUUUGUCUUAAUGUUUUUCCUGUUAUUUUUUGGCGAAUGUUAAAACAUGAUUUAUGGAUAUGUUAUUUUGUAGUUAAUCGUAAUUGUAUAUUAAAUUGAAUGGGAAAGUGAAUUAAUGUUGUAUUUGACAAAUGUUCAUUUGAAUGGGAACGGGAAUUAUUGAUUCA